Messenger RNA from Poeciliopsis prolifica (blackstripe livebearer), 1492 nucleotides. RefSeq names its product phospholipase A and acyltransferase 3-like. Gene Ontology annotation, biological process: N-acylphosphatidylethanolamine metabolic process. The transcript is spliced from 5 exons. The record is from RefSeq and is a predicted model, not a curated record. Lineage: Eukaryota; Metazoa; Chordata; Actinopteri; Cyprinodontiformes; Poeciliidae. Gene Ontology annotation, cellular component: cytoplasm. Bases 166 to 681 code for a protein of 171 amino acids. Gene Ontology annotation, molecular function: A2-type glycerophospholipase activity; glycerophospholipid phospholipase A1 activity.
UUUGCCGUUGGGGUCACGUGUCACGAGCGUCCAGCUGAUCCGCGAGCCUCUGAGCUUUAACUUGACUGGUGGCGCCUGGCACUUCGCAGAACAGCCGGUCGCCUCAGGGGUUUAAUCAGAAAGUGAAAGGAUUUCAAGCCACUGCGGGUUGAAAACAGGGUUGACAUGGCUCCAACACUGUAUGAUGAGAAACCAGACCCGGGGGACCUGAUAGAGAUCGACCGUGGCUCAUACCAGCACUGGGCUGUCUAUGUGGGCGACGGCUUUGUCGCUCACUUGGCGCCACCCUCUGAAGUUCCUGCUGCAGGCUCCAGCAGCUUAAUGUCCGUCCUGGCCGAGAAGGCCAUCGUCAAGAAGGAGGAGCUCUGGGACGUGGUGGGAACAGACAAGUGGUCAAUCAACAACAGUCUGGACCAGAAGUACAAGCCCCGUCCGCCUCAUGUUAUUGUGCGUGAGGCCUGUAGUAUGGUCGGUCAGGAGCUUCCCUACUGCAUCUUCAGGGGAAACUGCGAACACUUUGUCAACGAGCUGCGCUACGGGAAAGCAGAAUCCCGGCAGGUGCAGAAGGCAGGUGAAGCUGUGGUGGUGGCUGGUGUAGCUACCGCCGUUGGCCUCGGUGUCUUUGCUCUGGCCAGUGCUCUGUUUGGAGGCAGCAAAAAGGAGAAGAAGGAAACCCAGUGACUGAAACCACAGCGAUGUGUUCAGGAGCUUUGAAUAACUCAUCACCAGCGAAGCCUAAGGGCCACUUGCCACGACUGAUCACAGAUAGCGCUGCCUAAUUUCUCUGAUAUUAAACGGAACUGCCUGACUUCCAACCCGUCUUUAACAAUCCAUCAGCUGAUUUUUAAGGUUUAUGUUUUGAUUAUUUCCCUCUAUUUCAGGGUCAAAAAUUUCUACAGAAAGCACAAAAACAACAAUUAGUAUUUUUACUUGAAUAGGUUCAGAAGUUCAGAAGGUGCUGGGAAAAAAAAUAGUUACGUUUAAAUUAUAAACUUCAUAGGACAAUAUUUUUAACAAUGAAUUAACUUUUUUGUAACCACAGAAGACAUUUACCUGACUGCAAUCAGUGUAAAAAUUUGAAAAUCAAAAUAAAAAAUGUCAUUUCUAAAAAAUGCCUUAUAAAGUAAUUUGAUGUAUUUAGAAUGAUUUUGAGAUCAAAAUAAUUUCUAAUUGUGUGUAGAAAUGUUUUAUUUUUUGUCCUUCAGAUAUGUACUUGUUGAAAACGUGUGAAUAUUGGUAUCCAAUUUUUUUGUCAUUAGGUGUUACUGGGGAAAACUUAAGGCAAAGAUAUAAUGUCAGGUUUUGUUUGAAAGUGUUUUAAAAACUCUACGCAGCCCUGAAAGUCACUUUAUAAACAGAUUUUAUAACCCUGAAGAAAUUUCAGUGCAAAUAUAUUAUAAUCUGUUUUAGAGGGAGGUUGAUUUGUAAGAUCAUUAAUAUCCUUCAAGAAAUAAAGAUGGCAUCAUGGAAACACUAAGAUGUUUCAAAUACA